AUGACUCACAUCAAACACGUCAGGCGAGACACAUUCGACACUAUUAAUGCAACUAUCAGCUCAACUAUGGAGACAUUGUUUCGACAUUUGUACCCGCCUCAAGCUCAGUUACAUACCUUUUGGUCUGAGUCUAGCCGACUCAGCAUCACGUCGAAUGGAAUGGCGAUUGUGUCCCACUUUACUCCAGCAGCUACAACAAGCAUAGGGCCCUCUGACAAUGGACUGCUUCGCAUCAGGCAAAAACUACUAACUGCCUCAGAUUCACGAGUUGGAAGUCUACCUGUGUUCCCCAUGGAAUCUCAUUCUUCCAGUAGUGCAAAAGAUUCUCCUAGAACGGUGUUUGGCCGUGCUAAUCACCCCAGAACCAUGAAUGAUUCAGAAGCACCGCGUACUUCCAGCGCCAGGAAGCAACAACGUGAAUCCGCUACGGAAGAAUCCGAGCUGGAGACUAGUCGCCUGGAACUUAGACGCUUACGACUAUUCACCGACGGCUUAGAUGACGAUGUACAGACAAUAAUACUUCGCCUAAACAGCCAGACAUCCAAAUCGAAGAAUUGUUCCCCAGCACAAUGGUGUGUCUCAAUUUUGGAACUGUAGCUUAUUUACCCUCUCAGUAUUAAAAUACGAUUUAACAUCUAAAUAACAGAAAGCAAAAAAAAAUCAAAAAGAUCUCGCAAGUGGAAACGCCCUCUGGUCUGCCGCCUCCUUCUUUGUGUAUAAUAUAAAACACAGUAAAUAAACAUGCUC
Rhizopus microsporus ATCC 52813 is the source of this 747-nucleotide messenger RNA. RefSeq lists its product as uncharacterized. The transcript has 3 exons. NCBI's taxonomy places the organism in Eukaryota, Fungi, Mucoromycota, Mucoromycetes, Mucorales, Rhizopodaceae. The record is from RefSeq and is a predicted model, not a curated record. Bases 1 to 597 code for a protein of 198 amino acids.